Messenger RNA from Symbiodinium sp. CCMP2592, 1392 nucleotides. NCBI's taxonomy places the organism in Eukaryota, Dinophyceae, Suessiales, Symbiodiniaceae. The record is from the annotation of a GenBank genome assembly.
AUGGAUGCGGAAUGGUCAACAAGUGGUUGGUCCUAUUCCCAAUGGCAAUAUGAUCCGGCGUGGGAUGGCUGGCAGGACUGGCACUCGCAGGAUGAUAAGGUGCAUGGGCGAGACUACAAUUCGCCGGUGGAAGCACCUCCGCCUCCGCCACGAGCUGGACCUGAAAGGAGGCCACCGCUUGGGCCUCCACCCGGACCACCAGGGCCUCCGCCCGGGCCUCCACCCGGGCCUCCGCCCGGGCCUCCGCCCGGGCCUCCUCCACAAGAACCCGUACCUCCACCUCCACAAGGGCCCGGACCUCGACCUCCACAACCUACGACGAAGCAGAAAGGGCCAUCCUUCACUCCGCCCUUGCGUGGGCACGACGAAGAUGUGACUCAGCUGAUGGAGGCAAGCCGAGCUUCGGGCGCUCGCCCGAACUUCAGUCAGCUUCGCAGGGAGUUCGACGCGAAGAUGAGAGAGGUGAAGCAGACUUGUGCAGAGUUACACCAGGCACAACUCUCAGCAGAGCUGGCGCAACAACAGGUGAGGUUCAACGAGGAGAAGAAGGCCUACGUCGAGGCGGCGAACUUGGCGGCGAAGGCGGCUGCCGAGGCCGACAAGACGGAUGCGCUGCUGCAGCUGGGCGAGCGCUGGAAGGCCUACAGUGACGCUGAGAUCCUGAAGGCCGUUCAGCGCGAGCAACAGUCUGCGCAAAAACUGUUGGCCGAGCAGAAGGAGGCCUACGAGCUCGAGAAGUCUCGUCAAACUACGCGCAUCAACGAGCUCUUGGAAUCCGUGGAGUUUUGGAAGCAGUCGAGCAAGGAAUGGCGAUAUUCCAAGCUCAGUGACUUGGAGAAGAUUGCAGCCUCAGCCUCACAACAGGCUCAGCAGGAGAAGGAAACGAAGCCAGACGCCAAGAAGAGCCUUGCAAAGGACGACAAGAAAGAGUCGAAGCCCGAGACGGCGAAUCCUGGUACCUCUUCAAAGGAGUUCCCGCAAGCAGAUCUUCCACAAGCAGAUCUUCCGGAGGCGGUUAAAAGAGAUGACGAGCUGACUGCACAACAGCAGAUGGAGCGGGUGGCGGCCAAGUACCCGGAGGUCGCAAGGAUGAGAGCAGACUCUGCUAAGAGGAAGAAAGAUCCGAAAGAAGAUGACAAGAAGGCUGGGUAUUUCAUGCACCCCUCUUUAAAAAUCCCGAGUUGGCAUAACAUCAUAGCACGGCAGGUCCAAGCCAAGAAAGCGAAGAUCCCGGAGGCUGGGCUAAACUCUGAUGCACUCUCCUAUUGCACAAUGACCAAACAUUUGGCAGAGGCUUCAACGGAGGUGACAGAGGCGCCGCUUCCGCGAAAGAAGAAGGAGAAGAAGGCGGGCUUUGUAAUGGACGUCUUAUCAAACAUAGGCGAACAAUGA